AUGUCGAACGGUCUCAGUUUGCCGAAGUACGCCAAUAUGCCAUUCAGGCCUCCGCGGAUGGCGAAGCAAGGGGACAAAAGGCGGGGCGGAGACUCCACUGCGGGCGGCGAGACGGCUGUGGUGCGCGAGGGUGGCUUGGGAAAGAGUGUGAAAGACCAGGAGCAGACUGGUGAUGGCUUGAAGAGGCCUAAACGCGAAACCAAGAUAUUCAUGGUGACAUACAGGAAGGCCAGCAACAAGAAGAACAAGACUUGGGAUGGAGAUGGCUACGGGGUGCUGCGGAGUGGCGAGCAACUGAGAGUUUACAAUGGCGACGGUAAAGCGCUGGGCACGUACCAUUGGCAGGCGGAUCGUGCCAUGUCUGAUGUGGUAUUUCGAUGCGGGGCCGGGUGGGAGUGCCAGCUGGACUACGAAAUCAAGGACGAACGUGAAUUUUCAGCCGCCCUAGAUACUGUCAAGGGUGCGCUAGCCCCCGAAAAGAAGUCGCCCUGCCGCACGACCGUGCAGCCUGGGCCUGGAGCAGGCGGGAACAACACGCCGACACGCGUACCUCUGUCCAAGCUCUUUGUAGGUGCGAAAAACACCAAGUUCAAGCCAGUGAUGCGCUCUGCGGAUGCCGCUAUCGCGGCAGGCAGUGCCGCUUCGGGCCGCCACUGUGCGCUAUUCGAUAAGACACAGAUAGAUGACCCACUGGUCAUGAACAAAGCCGGUGACGACGAAGUCGAAGUUGUAGUCGAUCCUAUUUUGUCAAAAAAGCUACGCCAGCAUCAGAGAACAGGUAUUAAAUUCAUGUAUGACUGCGUCCGGGGGCUCGCAAGGUCCGAGAAGGACGAUGAUAGAACAGUGAUGAUCUUGGAAUAUGAUAGUGAUGUCAAGGGUUGUCUGUUGGCGGACGAGAUGGGAUUAGGGAAAACAUGCAUGACGAUUGCUCUGAUCUGGACGCUACUGAAGCAGCAUCCCAGGCCAUCGUCUGUUCCAUGCUCGCAAUUGGGGGUUGCGUUGCAGGGUAUUUGCCAGAAAGUUCUCGUGGUAUGCCCGGUGACUCUGAUUGGCAACUGGAAGAAGGAGUUCAUCAAAUGGCUGCCGAUGAAUAGAAUUGGAAUCUUGACGCUAAGUAGCAAGAAUACCCCAGAAAAAGACAAAAAUGACGUUCGCAACUUUCUGAGGGUUCAACGUACCUACCAGGUGCUAAUUCUUGGUUAUGAAAAGCUGCUGAAUGUCUUUUCAGAGUUAGACCAGGCUAAAAGCAAAUUGGACUUAUUAAUCUGCGACGAAGGUCACAGGCUUAAGAAUUCAUCAUCCAAGAUACUGAAGUGCUUAACCGAUUUGGAGAUUGAACGGAAGGUGAUUCUGACUGGUACGCCCAUCCAGAACGAUCUAAAUGAAUUUUAUACAAUCAUCAAUUUUAUCAAUCCUGGCAUUCUGGGCACCUUUGCACACUUCAAGCGAGUAUACAUAACACCUAUUACCAGGGCUAGAGAUGUAAACAACAAGCAUAAUGACCAAAUUGUCUCUCUCGGGGAAUCCAGAUCACAAGAUUUAAUUGAAAUAACAAAAAAGUUCAUCCUGAGAAGAACCAGCUCCAUCAUUGCAGAUUACCUACCACCGAGGACAGAUAUUGUAGUGUUUUGCAAGCCAACACAGCAUCAGCUAGAUGCUUUUAAUCAAGUGCUGGUGGGAACCCGCGUGGACUUUCAAAAUAUGUCCUUUAAUUCCUCACUUGGGUUGAUAACACUGUUCAAAAAGAUAUGCAAUUCUCCAAGCCUAGUAAGUUCGGAUUCAUACUUUCAGAGCAAGGUAAAUGGGGGCACCCCCGCUUUGAGAAUAGCACAAAGUACAACUUCUGGGAAACUUAAAGUGCUCAUGUCUCUACUGCACCAAAUAGCGCACCGCAGUGAUAACGAAAAAGUUGUGGUUAUCUCUAAUUACACUCAGACACUCGAUAUCAUAGGAAACCUUAUGUCGUCUGCAAGUUUAUCGUAUCUACGUUUGGAUGGUUCGACACCCACGAAAGAGAGGGAUGCAAUAGUGAACGAUUUCAACCGGAGUCAGACUAUUUUUGGAUUUCUAUUGAGUGCCAAAUCAGGUGGCGUUGGGUUAAACCUCGUCGGUGCAUCAAGACUAAUCCUAUUCGAUAACGACUGGAAUCCGUCCGUCGACCUGCAGGCAAUGUCGAGAAUUCAUAGAGAUGGUCAGAAAAAACCUUGCUUUAUCUACCGGCUUGUCACUACCGGAUGUAUCGACGAGAAGAUAUUCCAGCGGCAGCUGAUGAAGAAUAAUCUCAGUAAAAAGUUCUUGGAUGACCACUGUGAUGACAAAUCUAGUGAUAACGUCUUCGAGCAGGAAGACUUAAAAGAUUUAUUCAGCGUCCAAAGUGGAACGCUCAGUAACACACACGACUUACUUUGUUCUUGUGAAGGUUCCGGGGAAGAAUUUGAGGACACAAAUACUCCUCCACCUUCCAGUGAAAACACUGAAGGUGGAAAAGCCAAGAUGACGGGCUGGAUGCGAGCCUUAGACGUAAAAAAUAUCAUGGACAAUUCCCAGAAGCAGCAGUCCGCUUUAAAGGCCACCAUAAUGAAGAAAUGUCUCGUUGGGUAUAGGCAUAUUAAUCCGCGCUUAAUGAGCGAUUUUGGUGAUCAUAUAUUGGAACGGACAUUAGAAGAAUACCCAGAUAGCGUGACAUUUGCAUUUGUGAAAAGAAACAAAUAA
This is a messenger RNA of Eremothecium gossypii ATCC 10895, 2712 nucleotides long. It is a transcript of the gene RDH54, whose product is annotated as DNA-dependent ATPase RDH54. Gene Ontology annotation, molecular function: ATP-dependent chromatin remodeler activity; DNA translocase activity; ATP binding. The coding region runs from base 1 to 2712 and encodes 903 amino acids. The transcript has a single exon. Gene Ontology annotation, biological process: double-strand break repair via homologous recombination; reciprocal meiotic recombination. Gene Ontology annotation, cellular component: nucleus. NCBI's taxonomy places the organism in Eukaryota, Fungi, Ascomycota, Saccharomycetes, Saccharomycetales, Saccharomycetaceae. The record is from RefSeq and is marked provisional.